AGGGAAAAGUCAGGAGCAGCCUGGAGCUUUUCCUCCUGAGAUGUCCCAGAAAAGGCUGUGCUGUCCUGGAGGGUGUGAGGAGUGCCAGGAAUUGAGGGGAAGGAGGAUGAGGUGUAUUAAACCUAAAUAAACAUACCUGGGAAGGAUCCCUUUGCUGCCCACCAUGAGCACAUGAGGCAGAUGAUGAGGAGCUUCUCCGAGCCUUUUGGGCGGGAUCCGUUCCUGAGCCUCCCGGAGGGAGGGGAGAGACCGGCGGAGAGGAGAGCGGGCGGCAGAGCCCAGCAGGACUCGCAGGUGGCCACGAGGGGCACCCGCAGGGCCACCAGCUUCUCCCUCAUGCCCUUUGCAGGUUUUGGGAGAGGGUGGGAUGCAGAUUUUGGGGAUCCAUUUUCUGCAAUGGACAGGAUGAUGUCAAACAUGAGGAACAGCAUGCUGGAAAUGCACAGGAAAUUUGAUGACCUGUCCAUCCAGCCUGAGGGACACAGUUUCAGCUCCUCCUCCAUGAUGACCUAUUCCAAAGUGGGGGAUGAACCUCCCAAAGUUUUCCAAGCCUCGGCCCAGACCCGCACGGCUCCGGGAGGGGUUAAGGAAACAAGAAAAGCACUGAAGGAUUCUGAAAGUGGCCUGGAGAAAAUAUCUAUUGGUCACCACAUCCAGGAUCGGGCUCAUGUCAUCAAAAAAUCCAAGAACUCCAAGACUGGGGAUGAAGAGAUGAACCAAGAAUUCAUCAACCUGGAUGAAUCUGAGGCUGACACCUUUAACGAGGAGUGGCAGAAGGAGAUCAUGAAGUUCAGGCCUUGCCGAAGCAGAGGAGCUGUGGAAGCUUCAGGAUCCAGAAGUGGCCAUUACAACGCCAGGGAAAGUGGAUCAAGAAGAGAGAAGCCACUUGGAGCUCCAGGAUCCAGAGUGCCCAGGGAUUCCUUGGAGGCUCUCAGCGUGAAAGGAACACACCUCCCCCUGAAGGGCUCCAGGAAAUAACUGUCCCCCCUCCCUGGGGAUGGAGGUUCCCUGGAGCAGAUGAUGGUGCUCAGUGCUCGUGUCCAUAAAAAUACACCCGGAUUUGUGACCAA
This is a messenger RNA of Vidua macroura (Pin-tailed whydah), 1070 nucleotides long. RefSeq names its product myeloid leukemia factor 1 (gene MLF1). The transcript has 8 exons. The coding region runs from base 172 to 978 and encodes 268 amino acids. Gene Ontology annotation, cellular component: nucleus; cytoplasm. NCBI's taxonomy places the organism in Eukaryota, Metazoa, Chordata, Aves, Passeriformes, Viduidae. The record is from RefSeq and is a predicted model, not a curated record. Gene Ontology annotation, biological process: regulation of DNA-templated transcription.